Molecule: messenger RNA, 1317 nt
Organism: Thyridium curvatum
Lineage: Eukaryota; Fungi; Ascomycota; Sordariomycetes; Thyridiales; Thyridiaceae
Exons: 2
Coding region: 1-1317 (438 amino acids)
Biological process (GO): carbohydrate metabolic process
Molecular function (GO): polygalacturonase activity
Source: RefSeq, a predicted model, not a curated record
AUGCGUUGUUCACCUGUGCUCUUGCUCGCCACUCUUGUGGCUGGCUCUGUGCGUCAGAAGGGCAAUCGAUGCGAGCUAUAUCCAGAAUCGCUGGAUCACGGUGGGAAGCCUGUGGAUGACGUGCCAUCCAUUCUCGAUGCUUUCAAGCGAUGCGGCAAAGAUGGCACAGUGGUGUUUACCAAGAACACUUUCAACAUCGGUAGCGUAAUGAACACGACGAAUCUGGUCAACUGUGACGUCGAGCUGCACGGCACCCUCAAAUACUCUACCGAUAUUGCCUAUUGGCGCCUCAAGUCCUACCCUGUCAUCUAUCAGAACCAUACGACGGCAUGGCUCUUUGGCGGCACCAAUGUCACAUUCAAGGGCGUGGAUGGAGGGCAUAUUGACGGCUCAGGCCAGGCUUGGUAUACAUUCAACAGAGGCAAAGGGAACAUGCCGGGACGUCCGAUUCAGAUAACUGUGUUCAAUUCCACGAAUGUCUGGAUGGACCAUCUGAGGAUUGUCCAACCCAUCUUCUGGGCGAGCUUUGUAUGGCAAAGCAAGAAUGUCUCCAUUGUGAACUACUACUCCAACGCCACGAGCACCGAUGGCAACAGCACCACCAACACGGACGGGUUCGAUUCCUGGAAUAGCGAGAACUUGCUCAUCCACAACGCCACCGUCCACACCGAUGAUGACUGCAUUGCCGUCAAGGGGAACACCACCAACAUGUUGAUCAAGAACGUCACCUGCAUUAAUGGGGCGGGCACGACAAUCGGCUCCAUCGGCCAGUACCCAGACAUGCCCGACUACGUCAGUAACAUCGUCUUUGAUAACAUCACAUGCAUCAGCACAUCGGGCUGUGCCUACAUCAAGACUUGGCAAGGCGACUAUCUCAACAAGACCACCAAUGGAGACGGGGGCGGUGGUGGCGGCGGACGUGUCAAGAAUGUGACCUUCCAGAACUACCGGUUCAAGAAUGUAGCCCUGCCCAUCCAGAUCAGCCAGUGUAUCUAUGCAGGUGAGGGAGGUCACGGGUGCAACACGUCCAAGCUGGCCAUCGAGGACGUUCGUUGGGUCAACUACACGGGCACCUCCCGAUACAACAUUGGCGCGUCAAUCUACUGCUCGGCCCUACAUCCUUGCCCUGGUAUCAAGUUUGAGAAUGUCAACAUCACUGGCAUCAACGCGACGCUAGGACUGCCUUACUGGAACACAAAAAUUCAGUACGAGGUGUUCCAGUGUGCCAACAUCCUUGGCCAGAAGUGCUCUGGGAUUGGCUGCAACCGCGUGGCUCCCGAGUUCUUUUCCCAGACAGUGCGCAAGAAUAUCCAGUAG